This is a messenger RNA of Stylonychia lemnae, 795 nucleotides long. NCBI's taxonomy places the organism in Eukaryota, Ciliophora, Spirotrichea, Sporadotrichida, Oxytrichidae. The record is from the annotation of a GenBank genome assembly.
AUGUCUGAAGAAGAACAUAAACACGAAGGAUGCUGCAAUCAUGAUCAUGGAGAUGGACAAGGCCACCAUCAUCAUCACCACCACGAACCGGUAGUAGUUGAUCCUACUAUAGAGGCAGAGUUGAAACACCUCGUAGGGAAGAUCUCAAAGAAUUUUUCAGGAAUGAUCGAGUUUUUGCAAUUUAAGGAGAUUAUGAGCGUUGCUUACAAGUACAUAUUUGCCAACCUUGGUGAAAGAAAGUAAAAGAUGGUUGAGAAUAGAAGACAAUACUUAAAGGAUGGCAACGAUUUACUCUAUGCAGAAGUAGUUAAGAACUAUGUUAUCAGUGAGGAGAACUUGAUGUCAGAUAUAAUGUCUUAGGUAUGCUAGGUGCUUACAAUAGAUGAGUAUUUCCUUCAGCAUACUACUCAAUUUUAUAUGACCAACCCAGCAACAUCAAUGGAGAUUAUGCCAAUAGUUACCGGAAUGUAAAACUCAGGGGACAUCCCAACUAUUGAACACGAGAAAGCUAAAGAGAUUUUCUACUAUCAAGAGGAAAUAAAGAAGGUUCAGAUUAUGGAGUUAAUGAAGAAAUAGGGAAUGGAUGACCCAAAUGAUGAUGAAGAAAUGAUGACAAGAAUGAUGGUGGCUUAAUACAAACUAUCUGAUGAUAUCUUUUUGAAAUACGGUUAUGAAGAAGAAGCCAUUCAAAAAGCCUUCACCCUGCUCAUGUAAGAUCCAGAGAUCUAAGCUUAUACUCUAAAAGCCUAACAGAUGAUGUAUGGUGGCGGUGCUGGCCCAUAAUUACAAGAAUGA